AUGCUUUCUUCGGUUGCUUUUCUUAGCAGCCCACUGCUCUUACCAUCUGAAGAGUGGUCAGACUAUCGCCGCCUCAUUACCAUCGGUCUUGGCUUUUCCAUGCUGGGCGACUUCUUUCUGAUUCCUUCACGGCGUGAAUUCUACGGUCUGGACAGCAACAAUUCAGCCUCCGGAAAGUCGGAAGUGCAAGGAAAAGUAUCGAUAUCGUUCCAACUCGGUAUCGUCGCCUUCGCAGCAGCCCAUAUUGCCUACACUGUAGCCUUCCUGCAAAAUUCCUACGAGAUCUCCUGGACGACUUUUGCCCUCACAUUCGUAGGGACUAUGGGCGCUGCAAAGUGGUUAGGUGUCAUAUAUCCCCAGCCACACUCCUCACUUCAGACCAAUGUCCUGGACCUCGAUAUUGCUCCGGAUAUGAAGCCAUUGGUUUCGGUUUAUGCUGUUAUCAUCGGGACGAUGUUUGCUGCCGCUACUUCCACAUCCCCGCUGACCGUUCCAACCAGCUGGUUGGCCUCGCGGGCCCUGGGAGCUGCUAUGUUUGUUGUAAGCGACCUUUUUGUUGCGAAGAAUGCCUUUGGGAGAUCUUCUGGGCCGAAAAGCCCUGGGUGGCUCCGGAUCUUUAUGGGUUAUGCGCUUUAUUUCUGGGCCCAAAUGGUGAUUGCUGGAACAGUGGGGGCAUGA
Molecule: messenger RNA, 678 nt
Organism: Penicillium waksmanii
Lineage: Eukaryota; Fungi; Ascomycota; Eurotiomycetes; Eurotiales; Aspergillaceae
Product: lysoplasmalogenase
Exons: 1
Coding region: 1-678 (225 amino acids)
Cellular component (GO): membrane
Source: RefSeq, a predicted model, not a curated record